AGGAAGAAAUCAGAGAGACGGCGAGGGGAAGUAGAGGUGGCGCCCAGCCCCACGGUCUCCCAGGGAGAGCCGGUGUCUGGCCGCUGGCCUCAGCGGAACUCUACAAGCCACGCUGGCUGCUCAUGGAGCCGAGGACUCGCGCGGAGACGGGAUGCUCCCGGCCGCCGAGAUCGGCAAGGUGCCGGCAGCCCCGUGCUGCUCUGAAAGUGGUAACGAAAGGAAGGACGUCGAGGAGAAAAAUGACAUAAAUAUUGCAGCUCUUUUUGGAAAUGAACAAGUCAGUGAAGAUACAGAUAAUGGUGAUCUCACUUCCUACGUGUCUGCAUUUAUAGAAAAAGAAGUUGGAAAUGACCUUAAAUCUUUAAAGAAACUUGAUAAACUCAUAGAACAGAUGACAGAAAAUAAAAUGCAGUUAGAAGAACAGGUACUUACAAUUUCAUCAGAAAUCCCUAAAAGAAUUCAGAGUGCCUUAAAAAAUGCAGAAGAAUCAAAGCAAUUUCUGAAUCAGUUUCUGGAGCAAGAAACUCAUCUCUUCAGUUCCAUUAACAGCCAUUUGCUGACCGCACAGCCCUGGAUGGAAGAUCUGGGGGCCAUGAUUAACCAAAUUGAAGAGAUUGAGCGCCAUCUUGCUUACCUUAAAUGGAUUUCACAAAUUGAAGAACUAAGUGAUAACAUUCAGCAAUAUCUGAUGACCAAUAACGUCCCAGAGGCAGCCUCUACUCUGGUGUCUAUGGUGGAACUUGACAUCAAGCUUCAGGAAUCAUCUUGUGCUCAUCUUCUUGCUUUCAUGAGAGCCACUGUUAAAUUCUGGCAUAAGAUCCUCAAGGACAAACUUACAAGUGAUUUUGAGGAAGUUUUAGCCCAGCUUCACUGGCCAUUCAUCACACCCCCCCAGUCUCAGACUGUUGGCUUGAGUCGCCCAGCAGGUGCCCCUGAGAUAUACAGUAACCUGGAGACACUGUUUUGCCAGCUUCUGAAACUGCAAACCUCAGAUGAAUUACUUACUGAGCCAAAACAACUUCCAGAAAAAUACUGUCUUCCUGCAUCCCCGUCUGUCAUCCUGCCCAUCCAGAUUAUGCUGACUCCCCUUCAGAAAAGGUUCAGGUAUCACUUCCGAGGGAACCGACAGACUAAUGUUAUAAGCAAGCCUGAAUGGUACUUGGCUCAGGUACUUAUGUGGAUUGGGAAUCACACUCAGUUUCUGGAUGAGAAGAUUCAGCCAAUAUUAGACAAAGUAGGCCCUUCGGUAAAUGCAAGGCUUGAAUUUUCCCGGGGCCUCAUGAUGCUCGUUCUUGAGAAGUUAGCUGCAGACAUCCCAUGUCUGCUCUAUGAUGACAAUCUCUUCUGUCAUCUGGUGGAUGAGGUGCUUUUGUUCGAAAGGGAGCUGCACAGUCUUUAUGGCUAUCCCAGCACUUUUGCCAACUGUAUGCAUAUUCUGUCAGAGGACACCUGUUUUCAGAGGUGGUUGACUGUGGAGAGAAAAUUUGCUCUUCAAAAAAUGGACUCAAUGCUUUCAUCAGAAGCUGCUUGGAUAUCCCAAUAUAAGGAUAUCACUGAUGUGGACGAGAUGAAAGUUCCAGACUGUGCAGAAACUUUUAUGACGCUACUCUUGGUUAUAACUGACAGAUAUAAAAAUCUUCCCACAGCUUCCAGAAAGCUACAGUUCCUGGAGUUACAGAAGGACUUAGUAGAUGAUUUCAGGAUACGGUUAACUCAGGUGAUGAAAGAAGAGACUAGAGCUUCCCUUGGCUUUCGAUACUGUGCAAUUCUCAAUGCUGUGAACUAUAUCUCAACAGUACUAGCAGACUGGGCUGACAAUGUUUUCUUCCUGCAACUUCAGCAGGCAGCACUGGAGGUCUUUGCAGAGAAUAACACCCUCAGUAAAUUGCAGCUGGGACAGCUGGCCUCUAUGGAGAGUUCUGUCUUUGAUGACAUGAUUAACCUACUGGAGCGUUUAAAGCAUGACAUGUUGACCCGCCAAGUAGACCAUGUUUUUAGAGAAGUUAAAGAUGCUGCAAAAUUGUAUAAAAAAGAAAGACUAUUCCAAAACAUAGAAGAGGAAGGAAAACUUCCAAAUUCAUUCUGAGGCCAGCAUGACCCUGAUUUCAAAACUAGACCAAGACUCCACAGCAAAAGAGAACUGCAGGCCAGUAUCCCUGAUGAACAUGGGUACAGAAAUCCUCAACAAGAUACUAGCAAACCAAAUCCAACAAUACAUUAAAAGAAUCAUUCACCAUGAUCAAGUGAGAUUUAUUCCUGGAUUGCAAGGGUAGUUCAGUAUCACAAAUCAAUCAGUAUGAUACAUCACAUCAACAUAAGAGAAAGGAGGAUAAUGUGAUUAUUUCAAUAGAUGGCAGAAAAAGCAUUUGACAAAGUACAACAUUCAUUCAUGACAACAAAUCCUCGACAAAGUAGGUUUAAAGGGAACAUAUCUCAACAUAAUAAAGGCCAUGUGUGAAAAACUGGCCUGGCCAUGUGUGAAAAGCUGAUAUCAUCCUCAGUGGGAAAAGCUGAGUGCCUGUCACUUAAGGUCAGGAACAGGACAAGGUUGUCCACUCUCACCAUCACAUUCAACCCAGGACUGAAGUCCUAGCUACAGCAAUCAGAUAACAAAAAGAAAGAAAAGGCAUCCAGAUCAGUAAGGAGGAAGUCAAACUUUCACUGUUUGCAGAUGACAUGAUACCAUAUAUAGAAAAUCCAAAAGAAUCCACCAAAAAACUGCUAGAACUGAUGAAUGAAUUCAGCAAAGUCACAGUGUACACAACGUACAGAAACCUGUUACAUCUCAGCCAAAAAAGAAAUUAAGAAAACAGUCCCAUUUACAACUGCACCAAAAACAGUAAGAUACCCAGGAAUAAAACUAACCAAAGAAGUGAAAGAACUAUACUCAGAAAACUACAAAACACUGAUGAAAGAAACUGAAGAUGACACACAGAAAUGGGAAGACAUUCCAUGCUCAUGGACUGGGAGAAAAAAUAUUGUUAAUAUGCCUACAUUACCCAAAGCAACCUACACAUUUAAUGCAAUCCCUAUCAAAAUACCAGCAACAUGUUUCACAGAAGUAGGACAAACAGUUCUCAAACGUGGAUGAAACUACAAAAGAUCCCAAAUAGCCAAAGCGAUCUUGAAAAAGAAAAGCAAGCUGAGACAUCACAAUUCUGGACUUCCAAGUUCUAUUACAAGUCUGUAGGAUCAAAACAGUAUGGUACUGGCACAAAAAUAGACACAUAGAUCAAAAGAACAGAAUAGAAAACCCAGAAUAAACCUACAACUAUUUGGUCAAUUAAUCUCUGACAAAGCAGGAAAGAGUAUCUAAAGGGAAAAGGACUGUCUCUUCAACAAAUGGUGCUGGGAAAACCGGACAGCUGCAUGCAAAAGAAUGAAACUGGGCCACUUUCUUACACCAUACACAAAAAUAAAUUCAUAAUAGAUUAAGGACCUAAAUGUGAGACCCGAAACCGUAAAAAUCUUAGAAAAGAAUAUAGGCAGUAAUUUCUCUGACAUUGAUCAUAGCAACUUUUUUCUAGAUAGGUCCCCUGAGGCAAGGGAAACAAAAGCAAACAACAACAAAAAACAAAAA
Messenger RNA from Leopardus geoffroyi (Geoffroy's cat), 3580 nucleotides. RefSeq names its product RAD50 interactor 1 (gene RINT1). Gene Ontology annotation, cellular component: Dsl1/NZR complex. The record is from RefSeq and is a predicted model, not a curated record. NCBI's taxonomy places the organism in Eukaryota, Metazoa, Chordata, Mammalia, Carnivora, Felidae. The transcript has 13 exons. Bases 152 to 2086 code for a protein of 644 amino acids. Gene Ontology annotation, biological process: retrograde vesicle-mediated transport, Golgi to endoplasmic reticulum; regulation of ER to Golgi vesicle-mediated transport; endoplasmic reticulum to Golgi vesicle-mediated transport.